UCUGUGCUUUCGCUUUGUUUAGGCAGGUCAGCACUUCGAAAUAAAUAUAAAAACGGAGACAUUCCCUUCUUUUUCAUCACAGAUGCCGUCUCCCCUUCAUAUGCAAUCAUCAAAACGGUGCAUGACUGUCAGCUGACGCGCUCCAUAGUGAUAAACAGACGCUGUUUCCCAAACGGAUACUGUACACGCGAUUUGAAGCGGAGAGAAAGUCUGGGUUUUGGGCAUGAGAACUGAAACCUGAGAGAAGAGUGGCCGGAGAAUGAGACUGCAGCUCGUAGAUAAACAAUGGCAGCAGGGGCAGCGGAUGGUGAUUUACGGAGCGAUUUUUCUCAUCACGACGCUCCUCAUCCUCUACAGCUCCAGCAGCUCAGCUGACCUUUCCAGAUCCUUCAAGACUAGCAACUUCCGUCAAAUCCACCACACGCUUAAAACCACCAACCUCAAGAAAUGGGCUGGAAAAGACGGAUACCUCCCUGUUUACGGCAACAAGAGCCUGAACCUGCACUGCCAUCACUGUGCAUUAGUGACCAGCUCCAGUCACGUGUUGGGCUCUCAGGCGGGCGAGGAGAUCGACCGAACGCAGUGCGUUUUCCGCAUGAACAAUGCUCCCACCUCCGGACACCAGUCAGAUGUGGGCAACCGGACCACCGUUCGCGUCGUGGCUCACUCCAGCGUCUUCAGCGUGGUCCGCAAGCCGGCAGAGUUUCUCAACCGGUCCGAAAACCCCAUCAUCAUUUUCUGGGGCCCGUCCUCUAAGAUCAGCCGGGAAGCCAAGGGAACGCUGUACCGCCUCAUCCAAAGAGUCAGCAUGAGCUACAGAAACCUGUCCUUCUUCUUCAUCUCACCCAGUAAAAUGCAGAAGUUUGAUGCGCUUUUCCAGAAGGAGACCGGCAGAGACAGAAAAAAGUCCCAGUCCUGGUUAAGCACCGGUUGGUUCACCAUGGUGAUCGCCAUAGAGAUGUGUGACAACAUAAAGGUUUAUGGUAUGGUGCCACCAAACUAUUGUGGCAGACGUCCUCAACCCAAGCGGAUGCCAUAUCACUACUACAAGCCCAGAGGUCCAGACGAGUGUGUGACGUACCUCCAGAACGAGAGGGGGCUCCGCGGCUCACACCACCGCUUCAUCACAGAGAAACAAGUGUUUGCGCGCUGGGCAAAACUCUACAACAUCAGCUACACCAGCCCAACAUGGUGAGCAAAACCUCUGCGUUUCACAGCCUGAUCCAAAAUGGCUACCACAUUGCCUCCAGAAUUGCUGCUAGUUUCUCUAUUAGGUGAAUAAGUGGCUGAGCCAAAAUGGAGGGCCAUACCAAGAUCCAGUAUGAAGCAUUGAAGGAUGGACAAUCUUUGGAAAUUUGAUGACGCUUAGCAUGGUGUUCUGAAAUACAUCUACAUAUUACUGCCGUCAAUUCUCCUAUGCGUUCUCUUAUUAUUAUAAUUUUUUUACCCAUAAUCCACUUCUUUGAAGACAAAGGAGGCCUUUUGAAAAGAGAAAGAGAGGGAAAGUGCUUGCCAAACUGAAGAUUCAUUCACAUCUUAUGGCACAAUCAACACAUUUGAAUGUUAGCUAUGUAAAAUCACCAGAUAUAAGGAAUUGAUUACAAAACAAGUAAUAGUUUACAGGAUUUUAUGUUUUUGUAAAUAAGAUGUAAAUUACGAUUCCAAAAUAAUUAAAAGGUAAUAUUUUUACAAGUUUAUAUGGUUUUAAAGAUCCUCUAAAACAAGACAUUAUUACAAGUGUAAAAACACAUUUCUAAAUGAGCGAUUUAGGUCAUCGUUUUGCACACUUUUGGGAAAACUAUUAGGAUGAAUAGCUGUUUAUAUCUACACCAACACGUCAUGUGAAACACGAAACCUAAUGUACAAGUUUUAGUACAUUCUAGAACAGCAUAUUAUUAAUUUCUAGCUCAGUCAAGCAUCAUUAAAACAUCCAGGAGAUCACAGGUGUCAAAGCCAGUUCCUGGAGGGCUGCAGCUCUGCACAGUUUAGUUCCAACCCUGCUUCAACACACUUAAGCUACGGUCACACUGGGCUUUUCUUCCCAUAGACUUCCAUUCAUACGCACGCGAAUGCGUCAGACCGG
This is a messenger RNA of Danio aesculapii, 2083 nucleotides long. RefSeq names its product ST6 (alpha-N-acetyl-neuraminyl-2,3-beta-galactosyl-1,3)-N-acetylgalactosaminide alpha-2,6-sialyltransferase 6 (gene st6galnac6). Lineage: Eukaryota; Metazoa; Chordata; Actinopteri; Cypriniformes; Danionidae. The transcript is spliced from 6 exons. Gene Ontology annotation, molecular function: alpha-N-acetylgalactosaminide alpha-2,6-sialyltransferase activity. The record is from RefSeq and is a predicted model, not a curated record. Gene Ontology annotation, biological process: oligosaccharide metabolic process; ganglioside biosynthetic process. Bases 260 to 1195 code for a protein of 311 amino acids.